UUUAGGACAGUCAGCGGUUCGUGACGCGGGCUCUAUUCUGUACAUUUCGACCCUGCUGAGUCUGCGUAGCUUGGUUGUGAAGCAGUCGGAAAGCUAUCAGUGAGCGAAAUGCCAAGAAUUUUGUUUUACAAAUCGCUGAAUGAUCUCAGUACCGCGGAUUUUUACACAGAGAGAAAGAGAAAAAAAUCUAGAUUCUACGAGAUCGAAAGAGUCGUUUCAAAAAGAGUCAGUAAGAAAAAGAUUGAAUAUUUCAUCAAGUGGAAGGGCUACUCGAGCCUACAAAACUCCUGGGAGCCAGAAGAGAAUUUAAACGCCUUUGCUUUGAGGUCAUUCAACAACCCAAGGCUCACACAGCAAGAGAUUGCUGAUGCCAGAUCACCCUUUGAUCAAAUGCAAAAAGUCGUGAGGAUAUAGGGAAUAGUCCUCAUGGUUAGAAACAUUCUCCUUGUCAGUACCAUGGGAAAUAUAAAGAGAAAAGUGUGGAGAUUACAAAUGUUAAUGUUAGGGUGUAAAGGGUUAAUGAAAUAUUGCCAACCACGCGCCGGCCGAUCUAAUUUCUUUGCUUUGCUUUGCUUUGCUUUUACGUCGCUAAUGAAGACGCGCUUCCAAAAACAUUGAAUUUAAAUCAGUGAAAAACUGUAGAUAAUACUUGGGAAAUUGUCAUGCUGCACGAUCAUUUUAACUCUCUUUUUUUUUUUCAAACCUAAUCUGUAGAUUCUUUCCCGGGACUGUGAGAAGUUCCAUUAGUAGACUAUAUCGACCUGAACGGCAAGCUUUGCAAUUUCGUCGAAUCUUGCACUCUCCCUAAAACUGCUAUGGAGACUUACGAACUCUU
Messenger RNA from Pocillopora verrucosa, 835 nucleotides. Lineage: Eukaryota; Metazoa; Cnidaria; Anthozoa; Scleractinia; Pocilloporidae. The record is from RefSeq and is a predicted model, not a curated record.